CUACUGGUAUAAAAGGCGUCUCUGUACACGUAUCAAUCAGAAUCAGAACGAUCUUCGACUCGAUCGCAUACCAGCAUCCAACUCAAAUCCCUAACCAGCAAUCAUGAAGUGCAUCGCAGCUGUAGUCAUGGUGGCUCUGGCCGUCGUCGCUGAGUGCGGCCUUAUUCCGGCUCCGGUGGUGUACUCUGCUCCCCAGACGACUGUCGUCCAGCAGAAUGUGGCUCCGAAGUACGUGGUUCCGGCCCCUCUCGCGUAUGCCGCUCCCGCUUACUCCUAUGCCGCUCCGGCCUACUCCUAUGCUGCGCAAUCCGUCUCCCAUGCCGUCCCAGCCGUCUCGUAUACCCGUGUCGCCUCAGUAGCUCCAGUCGCCUACUCCGCGCCAUCGUUCUACGCUGAUUCGGAUGUAGUGGAAGCUGCUCCAGUGGCCGUAGCUCCUGCUGCCACCGUCGUCGCCCAGCCCGCCGUGGCUGUUGUCGCCCAGAAGGAGGCUCGCUAUGUCGCUGCCAACCGUGGUGCCGUCCAUGAGGCUCCUCUAGCCGGACAUGCCGUCAACCAGCAGUCCCUGAACCUUGAAGCUGCACCAGGAACUCUGUAAACAUAAUUUAUCAUCCAUGUACAAAAUCCAGUCGAGCCUAGAACAUAAACGAAAUAAACUUGAAAAUGUCACAAAGUGUAA
Molecule: messenger RNA, 676 nt
Organism: Anopheles merus
Lineage: Eukaryota; Metazoa; Arthropoda; Insecta; Diptera; Culicidae
Product: cuticle protein 16.5-like
Exons: 2
Coding region: 104-595 (163 amino acids)
Source: RefSeq, a predicted model, not a curated record